UCACAACAUUUCGACGUAUUCCAACAUGGCGACUCUUGUACAGACAUCUGCUGGACAGCAGGGAUCAGCCCAUCCCUUCACCUGCAACACCUGCCAGGUCGCGUUCAAGUCCGGAGACCUGCAACGAACGCAUAUGCAGAGUGACUGGCACCGAUACAACCUGAAGCGUCGUGUCGCCUCUCUCCCACCGCUCACUUCGGAGGUAUUCGCCGAGAAGGUUCUUGCGAACAAGGCCUCUGCUGCUGCGACUGCUGCCCGAGCGAGCUUCGAAAAGAGAUGUGAGCCAUGCGACAAGACAUACUACAGUGAAGGCGCAUACGUCAACCAUUUGGGGAGCCAGAAGCACAAGCUCUUUGUGGCAAGAUAUCGCGGUAUGGAUGGAGCCGAGACUGAGAGUAUGGCAGACUCUACGUUCACGUUGGGCGAGACAAUGGAGACUGCAAGCACAGUGACCGAGACGGAUCCCGCGGCGGAGGAGGAUUUCGACGAGGUCGUGGAGGCUGUCAAGCAGACCAAGAUCGAAGAGACUCUUGCACCAGCGGCACGGCCACAGAAUUCAGCUCCCUCAACCGCGUCGCAGAGCAAUCAAGGUGUUGCAAACGGAGACGCCGCAGAGGAUGACGACGACUACGAGCACAAAGCCGACGUCAAGCAAUGUUUGUUCUGCAACUACCUUUCGCCAACCAUGGAUCUCAACGUCAACCACAUGUCGCGACAGCACGGAUGCUUCAUUCCCGAGCAGGAAUACCUCGUCGACCUGGCCGGCCUCAUCAAUUACCUCAGCGAAACCGUCAUCGUCCUACACCAGUGCUUGUACUGCCACAAGCAGAUGCACACGGACACUGGCGUACAAACUCAUAUGCGCGAUCGAGGACAUUGCAUGAUUGCAUAUGCUACCGAAGACGAGCAGAUGGACAUUGGUGAGUUCUACGACUUCAGCUCAACGUAUUCCGAUGAUGAGAGUGAGGAGGACGAGGAUAAUGGAGAAGAUGUGGAGAUGGAUGGAGACGACGAAGGCUGGGAGAGUGAUGCGAGUUCCCUCUCCUCUGUACCCACAGACGAGAUCACCUCCGUGCCGAUUGACAAGGACCACAAGUACGCGCAACUCGGACUUCACAGACAUCAUUCGCACGCCGACCCACGACCGCACAAGAACAGCGACGGCUUCCAUUCCCAUGCGCAUCAAGGAUCUCGUGCAGCAUACCACGACGACUACGAGCUGCAUCUUCCGUCGGGACGUACUGCUGGUCACCGCAGUCUGAAGCAAUACUACCGACAGAAUCUCCGCAACUACCCAUCCGCCGAAGAGCGCCAACAACAGCGCAUGAUCGAGCAGGGCCGUCAUCACUCUGACGAUGAGGAUGCGGAAGAAGAGACGGAGCGCAACGGACGUGGCCGCCAGGUUGUCAGCCGGGCCGACGGCGGUAUGGGUAUGAUUGGUGUCAGCGAAGCAAAGAAGCGUGAGGUCAAGGCGCUUGAGAAACGUCUACAGAAGCAGCAGCGCAAAGCCGAAGCCGACUACCAAUGGGGGAAUAACCGGAGAGGCAACUUCCAAAAGCACUUCAGGGACCAUCUCCUGCAGUAG
Messenger RNA from Zymoseptoria tritici IPO323, 1585 nucleotides. RefSeq lists its product as uncharacterized. The record is from RefSeq and is a predicted model, not a curated record. Gene Ontology annotation, cellular component: preribosome, large subunit precursor. The transcript is spliced from 2 exons. Gene Ontology annotation, biological process: ribosomal large subunit biogenesis. The coding region runs from base 26 to 1585 and encodes 519 amino acids. Gene Ontology annotation, molecular function: zinc ion binding; nucleic acid binding. Lineage: Eukaryota; Fungi; Ascomycota; Dothideomycetes; Mycosphaerellales; Mycosphaerellaceae.